Molecule: messenger RNA, 12379 nt
Organism: Maylandia zebra (zebra mbuna)
Lineage: Eukaryota; Metazoa; Chordata; Actinopteri; Cichliformes; Cichlidae
Source: RefSeq, a predicted model, not a curated record
UGUCUGUCGCCUCAUAUUGAAUUUCAGCGCGACAGCAGUCGGCUUUCUCUCCAGAAGAUCGGGUUUAAAGAUCGUUCGCUGCCUCUCGCUCUCCUCUCUCUCUCAACGCUCUCUCCUUCUCCCCAUCGCUACUUGCCCCCUCUCUCCUCCCGUCCACAGACCCGCACUUGGGCUGGAAGUUUCCCCAGAGCAGAGCCGCUCCACCGUCCUCGGUGCGCCCGGAGAGUCGGAGAAAUGAAGCUUCACUAAGAGAAGAAAGAAGAGAGGAAGGGGCUAACAAGGCGAAAGGAAUAAAUCAUUGAGAAGAGUCACCACCGAAGACGUCCAAGCUGAAUUCCCCGGGCCUGCUGACUAUGCCCCAAAGCUCCACCUCCAGUGAGGAUGAGAUGGCCCAGAGCUUUUCCGACUACUCUGAUGAUUGUGCCUCCGAGAGCUCCCGCGAAGAAACCAUCUAUGAGACUAUAAGGGCCACUGCAGAACCAUCGCAGAACCGCAUGGACGACAUUCACACGAACUCACUGGUUAUCCGUCUCUUGAUCCCUGACUUGCAGCAGACAAAAUGCAUGCGCUUCAACCCGGAUGCAACGGUCUGGGUUGCCAAGCAGCGGAUCCUUUGUACACUUAAUCAGAGCCUGAAAGAUGUGCUCAACUAUGGGCUUUUCCAGCCAGCGAGCAACGGGAGAGAAGGCAAGUUCCUGGAUGAAGAACGCAUCCUCCGAGAAUACCCCCAGCCAAUCAGCAAGGGCGUCCCAGCUCUGGAGUUCCGAUACAAGAGCAGAGUCUACAGACAGCCCAAUGUCGAUGAGAAACAGAUCGCCAAACUUCAUACAAAGGCCAAUCUGAGGAAGUUCAUGGACCUUGUUCAGCAUAAUCAAGUGGACAAAGUGGCCAAGAUGUUGGAAAGAGGCUUUGAUCCCAACUAUCACGAUAGUGACACUGGCGAGAGCCCAUUGACAUUUGCAGCUCACCUGGACAAUGCGGGGGAGAUCAUAAAGGUGCUGAAGAAUGGAGGAGCUCAUUUGGACUUCAGGGCAAAAGAUGGCAUGACUGCUCUUCACAAAGCUGCAAGGUCGAAGAACCAGAUUAUACUCACGACGCUGCUAGAAUUGGGAGCUUCUCCAGACUACAAGGACAGCCGGGGUCUGACUCCCCUGUAUCACAGUGUGGUGGUGGGUGGGGACCCAGGCUGCUGCGAGCUUCUACUGAACCACCACGCUUCUGUGUGUUGCCAAGACGAGAACGGCUGGCAUGAAGUUCACCAGGCUUGUCGUCAUGGCCAUGUGCAGCACCUGGAGCAUCUGUUGUUCUAUGGAGCAGACAUGGGCGCCCAGAAUGCCUCGGGAAAUGCUGCUCUACACAUCUGUGCCCUAUACAACCAGGAUAACUGUGCCAGAGUGCUGCUAGUUCGUGGAGCUGACAAGGAAGUAAAGAACUACAACAGCCAGAGUCCUUUUCAGGUUGCCAUUAUUGCUGGAAACUUUGAGCUUGCUGAGCUCAUCAAGAACCACAAAGAGUCUGAUAUAGUGCCUUUCCGUGAGGCUCCAGCCUACUCCAAACGCAGAAGGGGUCCAUCUUCUGGCGACGGCAGUGGAGACGGCCAGUCGGCCUCUUCGUUAUCAGCGCCACGGGUCCUUCUGCGCUCCAACAGCGAUAACAACCUAACAGUCAGUCAGUACCAGCAGCAGCAGCACGGUUCUCCUGGCAACUGGGCCCCCCAUCUGCAGCAGCACCAACACGCCCAGCACCAAUCACACCGGGCGCCCCAGCAGGGUCACUCACAGCCUGGCUCCUCAGCAUUACAUCGCAGCCUGUCACCCCAGCUGCUCCAGCAGAUGCCCAGCGGCAGCCCCAAUGGAAAUGUGGUGGUUCGGACCAUGGGGAGAGGUGCAAGGAGCCGGUCACCCUCCCUCAGCCGGCUGGGGGAGGAGGCCAGACGGGCUGCACCUUCACAGCGCCAACCAAGCCCCAGCAGUCGUGGAGAGGCAGUUGGAACCAGAAGGAAGCUGUACAGUGCAGUUCCAGGAAGACACUUCGUAGUGGUUCGUUCGUAUACAGCCCAAGCUGAGGGGGAGAUCAACCUCUACAAGGGCGACAGGGUCAAAGUUCUGAGCAUCGGAGAGGGGGGUUUCUGGGAGGGCAGUGCCCGUGGCCAGGUGGGCUGGUUUCCAGCCGACUGCGUGGAGGAGAUCCCCGCCAAAGCCACAGAGGAGAGGAACUAUUCCCGAGCAGACCGUGCUGACAGACGGAAGCUCUUCAGGCACUACACUGUGGGCUCCUAUGACAGCUUUGAUGCUUCAAGUGACUGCGUGGUGGACGAGAAGACGGUGGUGCUGCAGAAAAAGGAGAAUGAGGGAUUUGGCUUCGUCCUGCGUGGGGCAAAAGCGGAUACGCCCAUUGAGGAGUUUACUCCCACACCUGCCUUUCCAGCCCUGCAGUACCUGGAGUCUGUGGAUGAGGGAGGAGUGGCAUGGCAAGCAGGACUUAGGACGGGGGACUUCCUCAUCGAAGUGAACCAGGAGAAUGUGGUGAAGGUGGGCCAUCGACAGGUGGUCAACAUGAUCCGCCAGGGAGGCAACCGGCUCCUGAUUAAGGUGGUGACAGUGAGCCGGAAUCUGGACCCCGAGGACACAGCACGCAAAAAAGCUCCUCCACCUCCAAAGAGAGCCCCCACCACAGCCCUGUCAAUGCGCUCAAAGUCGAUGACGUCUGAACUCGAGGAACUCGUGGAUAAAGCCACUCUAAGGAAAAAGAAAGGUGAUGCGCAGAAGAAGAGGAUUGUUUUCCAAGUCACUCUAAACAAAGUAGAAGAGAUGACCCAUGCCCAGAAGACAUCACCUGUUGACAUGAAGAUAGCCACAAUUAAACCACGCCCAUCCAGUCGCUGCUUGGUUACGCCAACUGAUAUGAAUUCCUUGUAUCAUGACCGCCAAGGAGUAGCUGUGGUGCCACCCACUGUGCCAGGAGCCUUCCUGGGGAUACCUGAGAAGGGCACUAUGAAAAAGCAAAAGUCCAUAGGUACAUCGGAGGAUGAGAAACAGGGAUUCCUCACACCUCCCCUACUCAAGUUCUCACGCAGUCUCUCUAUGCCUGACACCUCAGAGGACAUCCCUCCUCCCCCAGCCAUUUCACCCCCUUCACCACCUGCCUACAACUCAGCUGCUGGACCUACACCCAAGAGCUAUGGCACAACACGACCAAGCUUUACCCAAAACUCGCCCAAUGCAGUGACGACCAUAAGCCGGACCACCGACGUCGGUACGUUGAGGCGUGGCUAUUUCCGUCAGAGCUCUGAGCACUUUGAGAGCACACGAACUCGGGGGCGUACGCCAGUGCCUGAGAACCCGUAUUCAGAGGUGGGCAAUAGGACGCUGUAUGUGCCAGCAAAACCAGCCCGAAGGAAGGGUAUGUUAGUAAAGCAGUCUAACGUGGAAGACAGCCCAGAGAAGACGUGUCACAUGCCAACAAGUCCAUCAGGCCCAGUUUCCAUGCCUACUACGCCUGUAGAAAGAACAUGCUCCUCUAUCCCUAUUCCCACCAUCAUUGUAAAGGAGCCAUCCACUAGCAGCAGUGGCAAGAGCAGCCAGGGUAGCAGCAUGGAAAUUGAGCCUACAACCCCUGAACACCCGCCUCUCACACCUGCUGUCGGUGGAAGUGGAGGUUUACGCCCUGAAGACCCCCUUUCACUAAGCAACCCCUUUGCAGCAGCUAUUGCUGGAGCAGUACGGGACCGCGAAAAGAGGCUCGAGGCAAAAAAGAACUCGAUUGCCUUCCAGUCAAUAGACAUCGGGGAUGAUGACUUGAGUGGUCCCACGCCAACCCCUCGCCUUCGCCAGUCCAAGUCCAUCGAUGAAGGCAUGUUCAGCAGCGACGAGCGUCUUCAAAGGAUAUUAGCCCCUCCUUUGGCAAAGCAGCUCGGUCGCCCUGUUGGUGGCGGUAGUGGAAAUAUGACAGAUUUCAACACUCCUGAGCCCACAGUUGUUUGGGAGCCACUAAACACUAGAACAGGGCAGUGUCCCAACCUGGACAGUCCUGUUAGCCUCCCAGCCACUCCUCCUAAGAGCCACUACAGGGCCAAUGGAACCUACCUCCAUCCUGUCACUGGCAAGCCGUUGGACCCUAAUUCUCCACUAGCUCUGGCCCUUGCAGCUCGUGACCGGGCCAUGAAAGAGCAACAAAACCAUCCUCAGAAUCAGUCUCAAAAUAAUCCUCAGGUUCAACAAACCCCCAAGCAUGAAGCCCAGUCCCUGCCAGUUCAGCAAAGUCACAAACCUGACCUCAACCAGCCUCUAUUUAUUGACACCAAACUCCGCUCUGGAAUCGAGACGAGUUUUGCUGCAAUCUCCACGGCAACAAUGGGACGGCCUGGCCGAGGUGGCCUUCAAAGACAAAUGACAGAGCAGAAGUACGAGUCUGAUGGAGCACGGGAAGAGCGGCAGCAUCAGGCACUUGAAGAGAGGAAAAGCGCACCAGCAGAUGUGGCAGACACAUCACAGCCCAAGUCAGCUGGAUUACUGAUGGUUCACACCAGCACAGACAUAAGCAACAAGGCGAACAACCAAGAGGCCGAGGGGCAGGACAGCAACCGACCGUCUGAGCUGAAAGAUCCAAACCAGCCUGAUCCUCUUAGUUCUUCAACACUGUCCACUCCACAGCCACCCACAUUAAGGAGGAGGAGCAUUCCUUUAGGCGAAUCCAUGGACGAACCUGUAAAACUGCCCUUUCGCAUCCCUCCUCCCCCUCUGGCCUCAGUUGACAUUGAUGAAGAAUUUGAGUUCUCAGAACCCCUCCCCCCACCUCUGGAGUUUGCAAACAGUAUUGACAUUCCUGAUGACCAGGCUAGUGCCAUUGCAGAGAUGAUUCAGCAACAGAGACGGAAUGGGGGGCCUUCUCUACCCCCAUACCACCCUCAUGCCCCACCACCUGUCACUGAUCAACACAGAAGGUUGGCAAACAAUAUGCCCCCCUCGUAUGCCCCUCCACCUGACCCAGAAUCAGGGGUAGGUGACUCAGGCAUUGAAGAGGUGGACAGCCGCAGUAGUGGGGAUCCUCAGCACAUGGAGACCACCAGCACAGUGUCUAGCAUCUCCACCCUGUCAUCAGAAGGAGGCUUCUGUGACAGUGCUUUGGAGAGCCUCUAUGCCACUGCAGACGGUCACGCCUUCCUGGUGGAUCGGCCCCCUGUGCCACCAAAGCCCAAGAGCAAGUCUGUCAUUAAUAGAACGUCACUUUAUCACGAUGCUCUCAUUGAAGAGCCACCAGAGUCUUAUGGGUCACCGCCUCAGGCCCCUCUCCCUCCUCCCUCGUCCUCUGAACCUCCUAGGACUCCUACUCAAAGGACCUCCAAGCUGUGGGGUGAUCAGCCCCCUGAGCUACGCAGCCCCCCAUCCACACCAGACUCCAAGAACACAGUUAUCACUGAGCUGAGCACCAUUCUACAGCAUAUGAAUCGCGACAGGCCAAACAAGCCAGGAGAAAGCCUUGACUCCCCAACAGGCACCAGAGGGGGCUUCGGAACAAGGCCUCCUACCGAUGACUCAGGAAUGCGUAACAAUGCUGCCGCCGCUACCACCCUCACCUCCACCCCUCCCAGCAGUCUCCCAUCCCAGACGCACCCCUGCAGCCCUCCAGACUCGGCGUCCUCCCUCACCCCCUGCUCUUCACUGCCUCCCUCUGUGUCGCCCACCCUCACAGACGUCUUCGGCCUGCCAACCCCACCUUUGGGCAGCGGCGGCGGCUACAGCCUGAGCUCCUCGUGUGGCGGCAGCGGGAGCUCGCGCUCUCCAUCUCCACUUACGCUGAUGCAGGCCGUGGCAGCCUCAGGCAAGCCUUUCGCCUCCAAACCCAUGGAGCUGUGGAGCAAGCACGACGUGGCGGACUGGCUGGAGAGUCUCAACCUGGGGGAGCACAGGGACGCUUUCCUGGACAAUGAGAUCGAGGGUGCUCAUCUGCCCUCGCUGCAGAAGGAGGACCUGAUAGACCUGGGCGUGACAAGAGUGGGCCACCGCAUGAACAUUGAGAGGGCCCUCAAGCUGCUGCAGGACAGACAAGCCCCGAGGUGACGGGCUGGCGACGUGUGGAGUCAGGGCCAAGGAGAGGGAGGUGUCACGAAUCACUUUUACCAAUCUCUUCAUCAGACAUAAUCUCAAGACGUGGAACCGGGUGGAAGUUUUGUCCAAGCUGAUGCUGCCUCUUGCUGUGUAUGUCUCCUCCCAUCCUCCGCUGUCGGCCUCAUCUCAGUGCUCCAGUGUUGUUCGCCCUCUUCCUGCUUCCCACUGUCCUGAGCAUCAGGGGAUCAUGGGAUGUUUGGGGGAACUGCAGGGGGAGAAAGAAGAGAAUAGCUGCUAUGUCAAAUCAAGGCGAGAGAAAGGAGGACAGUAUGUGGGACUGUAAAGAAAACAACAUAUUCUGGAAACACUGGGAAAAAACACUUGUCUGGAAGUUUCUUCACACAAAGACUCGUGGUCACCUGACUGCUUUGGAUACUCAAGACUUUUUCCAUACACCCCGGUGUGGGUGCAUGAAAACCCAGCUGAGCUGGUCGUUGCUCCUUUUCUAUCUUUGCUAGAGUUUGUUCAGAGAAUAUUUCUUCACUAGAGUCCUACCGGAGUUAUAUUUCUGGGUGCAUCUAAGGUUGUAGAGAACAAUUUGAGAUAGACUUCAUUUUUGUUCUUUUUUGUUCUUUUUUGCUUUUCACCUGUUUGUGUCAAAACAACAGCAUUUGCUGACAUGUUUAACUAAUACUAAACCAUAUCCACACACACACACACACACACACACACUUUCUGCACAGUGCCACAAGCUGACGAAUGAGAUUUCACACAGUCUUUACAUCCUGAGCACUUACACACGUGUAGUUACUGCGAUGGCCUUCUUCCCUGACAAAGAUCAAAGUGUGGAGAGGGGUGGUCACCAGAGGAGGAGCUGCGCCCGAGCUGGGUCCGUGAAGUCCUGCGGCAGUCCGCACCUGCUCGGUGUCCACCUCGUGACUCAAGAAAAACCAAGGUGAGGAUGCAAGAUGGACGUACAGAUGUUGGAACAGGAAAAUGGUUGUGCCAGCUUCGCUGAGAGUGCGUCCUUCUCCUCUCUCGGUUUUUCCUUUCCUACUUCUGUGUGCAUGUGUGUGUGUUAAUAGUUCACCCAAAAUAUCAUUAAGGUCCAUUUAACUAUUUCUAUGAAUCUGCUAUAUAGGGCACUUAUAGAGAAACGAAAAGUGUUACUUUUUGUAUUUUUACCAUCAAAUCUUCUUCACUUACAGCAGGUCGGCACCUGCCCACAGUAUGGCCCACAGUAACGCUAACGUACCAGACACCCUGUGUGUAAGUGGUAGAACAGAGUGGUUAUUACACUGUGUGUUUCUAGCAUUCGUGCAUUAUUUUGGGAAAUCCACUUACUCGCUUUCUUGCUGUGAAAUAGAAAGAUCGAUAUCGCUCUCUUACUGGUCGCUGAGAGCUGGAGUGAAAUGCAAAACAUCCGUCCACCUGUUUUAUGCUCACUUUCAAUGAGAGCAGAAGAUAUGACACAUCGAUACGCAUAAACACGCAUUUAUUCAAACAAAGGAAAACUAUCAACCAACAAAUGUAAGGUGGUCUAAACCUUACUAAGCUUCCACUGUGUGGGAUGAUGAGAAGAUGGUCAAGUUUUUCACAUGAGUUUGACUUUCAACUGGAACUUUGUCAUUUCAAGAGAGAGACUGUCUUUCACAAACUAGUACCAACUACUCGGCUUUGCUACUUUGAUAAAUGUACUGCAGAUAGUGCUGACAGGAUUCUUACACUGGAUCCAAGCUAGGAGACAUCAUCCUGUAGUUUGUUUAUAUACAUUUCCCUUGUUUUUCCUGGUCCUUAGCAGGAUAUAACACCGGACAGCAGUAAUGCACCUACAGGCUGUUUGCAUCGUUAAAUCACAAAAAUGAGAGAAGGCCACCAGAAGCCUGUACUGUGCAGCAGGAUUUUAGGCCAUCCAAGUAACUUCUGGGUUAACUCUUGGUUUUCUGUAGUGCAAAGGUGGUUGACAUCAUACUGGGGUACAUCGCUAUGGUAACUUACGAUGUCCACCUAAGUCAUUGGCUACUGACCAAUCAAUUCUCCAGAAAAUAGCAGGAUCCCUCUGACCUCUACAGGCAGAGUAGGAGGGACUAAAGUCUUUCAGCAGUGCCUAAUGUCUCUGCGCUUCCCUGAUGAUUAUCAGAAAUAAAUAUAGAUUUGUAGAUAUUACUUUAUAAUUGAAUGUUUUAUCCGUCAGCUGCAUCCUAAAACAGGACACCUACACUGUACUUGCUGUCCUCAUAUGACAUCUCUGCACACAUUAAGCCUUUGAACUGUUUUUAUAUUUAAUCUGUCAAACCCCUUAAACAGCACUGAGUCUGCAACUGAAGGAAUAAAAACUAAAACUGUCAGGAGAAGGUUACAGAUUGUAGAUUCUCUGCUGGGGAAACACAUUUUACAUGUGCAGCUUGUUAAGCUGGACCUACAACCACAGAAUGAAGCGUAAACUUUCCCAUUGUCCCCCGAAUGUGCGCAUAUAAAUUUGGUGAUUUAGAAAACGUGUAAAAUGUUGUUAUACUUGAUUCUGAUCUGCUGCGAGAUAUCUUUUGCAGCUACUGGGAUGAAGAUCGCCCAACAAGAGCACCUGUUCAACCAGUCAGAUUCAUUUCUCCUUUAUCAGGCUGUGGGCAGUAACAUUUAAUGUUUAAAUGACUCCUGUUUAACGUUUCAGAUCUUUAAAGUGCACCUUAAAAACAAACAGCAGCAUGGAGAGAGCAUUCAGGAAUAAUAUAAAUGUUGCAGCUGUGUGCGAGAAAUCACCAGAUUCAUGCUUUGUAGCACUGCUGUCCCAUCUUAUUUGCAGCAAUGUUGCAUUUGCUGUUAGAUUUUUAUCAUCAUCUGAUUGGUGUGGGUGACACUCACAGGGAUCGUUUUGUGUGGAAGAAGACUCAUAUAUGACCAGUGAAAUGCUCCUUUCAGAUUGGUCAAAUGCUGCCAACACCACUCCUUUCAUAUACCCGUGCUGAUGAAACCCUAAAUUAGUUUUGGGAGUUGAUAACCAGCUUUGAGUGACCACUUAUCCUUAUUGCUAAUGUUAGGAUGAGUGAAUCCACAUAAUGGAAAGUUGGUUGUGUAGAACUUGCUGUGGUACAGGACCCAGGUGUUCUAACUCAGUACCAGAUACUGGACUGGUAAAUCAUCUGUCUGGUAAAGUGUUUGCUUUAUGAGACAGACAUGCUGGAAGCAUUACACUUAAUCCAAAGAUUAAGUAAAUGGUAAAUGGACUGGUUCUAGCGCUUUUCUACUCAUCUGAGCACUCAAAGUGCUUUACACAACUUGUGCAUUCACCCAAGCACACCUUUCUAAGAUGUGCGUGAAUGUAUAGCUAACAUUCACACACUCACAUGGAUGCAUCGGAGAGCAAUUUGCCAAGGAUAUUUGGCAUGUAGACUAGGGGAAGCCAGGAAUCGAACCACCAACCUUCCGAUCAGUGGAUGACCUGCUCUACCUCCUGAGCUACAGCCACUCACGUCAGUUACUAGUGAAUAUCAGUAUUUUUACUUUAAACGUCAGUCCUAUUUAGAGCACACACGUGUUUCUAGAUCACUGAAGGAUCAUUUUUUCUGUAUUAUAAAACAAAAAAGGUUUCGUACAUAUCGGACAAAACAUACACGGACACAACACGUUAGUAUCCAAUAAUAAUCGGUUGGAAUAUCACGUGAUUCCGUGUAGAAAAGGACACUCAUUUAGAAACAAUGUUUCUCUUUUACAACUGCAUUUACAGCUUUAGAAGGUGUAGACAGUAAAAAGUCAAACUCAGGUACACUAACUAAAUUGCUCAGUUGAAGAAUGCAUUGACUUAUAGAAGUAGGUAAAACUGAGAUGUUCAUGCAGUUCUCUGUGCAAAGAGUGCAAAGUAGGUUAGCUUAGCAUCGAGUCGAGCCACAGGUUGUGAAAAGAUUUGUUGGUGAGGACCUUUAUCUUGUCUUUGAUUAUUGAGGUGGAUAUUUCUCCCUGAGCUCGACUCACAGACAGAAGACUGGUGCAGAUUUUCUUCCUGGAAGAAAGAAGUGUGUGUAUUUCCCAAAAUACUGAGCUGCUUAAGGUUCUCACUGGAUGGCGUUUUGUUGCGUUUGACUCCAGUGUGAAAUCCUUUACAAACAUUCUUUUGUUUACUUUUGAACUUUUACAUGUUUGAAUAUACCAGAAUGCUUUAAGCAAACUAACGUUUAAGAACUUCAGUUCAGUGAUUGGUAUUUCAAAAGCUACGAUAAGUAACAUUUUUAUGGAGCAAAAAAGAAUCAUUGAAACAUUUUGUAUGCUGUUUUUUGCUUAUGAGGAAAAUAAUAACAAACUGUGUGCAUUUGGUUAACUUGAGUUCAAAUCUGACCAGAUUCAAAAUGGAAAAACUGGAACAGUCCUUCGUGGUGGCAAGCAGCACUAAAGCAAACUAAUAGUCACAGACUCUGAAAGCAGACUCUUUGUCUUUAGGGCGUAACAGGACACUUUCUUCUAAACGUCCUUAACUGCAAGCUGGAGUCAGAUGUCAUCGAAUCACGCUGAACCAUUUUCGAGCUUUGGGUUUUACAUAAUUAUGUGUUCACAUUGCCGUCUCCUACAUUCUAACCACUGUGCAAGAAACGGAGAAUAAUCACUUGACCAAGCCAGCACGCGGUCAUCAGUGUGAGCCCGGCGUGAGAGCAGACAGGGAUAGAAAACUGCUGCUCGAUUCGAGUCCCAUAGUUUCACCGCAGCAGAGGCAGGAUUCAGACCGAGGAUCCAGUUUAAACCCAAGUCAGACGGUGCGUUUGCCAGCAGUGAUAACGGGUUAGUCAGAAGUAGAAGUGCAGUAUGCGCUGUCGUGUAUAUAAGAGUGUUUAAAUGGAUUAAAAUGUCUAUUAGAUUAUAUGUAUAGAUCUAUUCAGAUGUUUAGAAGAAAAAAAUUCUAAGAAGAUAGAUUUAUUGUUGUCAGAGCUGACCUGAUGACCUAAGCACUGGUCUCAUUUGCCCCGUCAUCAUCUGUAACCAGCUCGCCCCCCUCCGCCCUCCACCUCCGUCAGUCACACAGCUCCGUAGAUAGAAGGCGCUCUCUCCAAGUAGAUUUUUUCAGAGCACUCUUAGAUAGAGCGUUGAUAUGUGCUUGACAGUAAGCAGUGUCUGGAAAUAUAUCUGGUUUUCUUCUGCCCUUAUUUGCGUUCAUGUCGCACUCCACAGCUUCACGUAGGCGCUGCUUUUUGAGGUGACAAAUGAAACAUACACAAGUUCUGUGUUCUGUGAACAUUAGCCGUACGGAGGCCGGCACGGGACAAUGCUGCUACAAUCCUGUUCCUGUUUGAACUUCUUUUCAAAACACGUACAGUGGCGUGCCAGGCGGGGUAGAAAAGCACAGUAUUUUUAAAGAUUUGUAUAGAGUUCUAUGAAAUUUUAUAGAGGUUACCUGAACAAAAACUGUUCAACACUGAUGUGUGGAUUGCCAAACAGAAAUACCAUAUAUACGUAGAUGCGAUGUGGAUAUUAUUAAACUUAUGGGUUAUGUAAGAAGCAAUAUUUAUUCUAACUGAAUCUCCUUGGUUGUGUUUUCUUUUGCCAUUUUAAAGUUACAUAUCAUGAUGCAAUCACUUGUCAGUGUUUUAUUAAGCGUUGCCUAAAAUAGAUGCACUCUCUACUGCAGUAGUAAUACUUUGGCCAAUCAAGUGACCACUGAACCCAGGCUUUGAAAUCCCCGAGUCUGGGUUUUUUGUUAAAAAACACAAAAGUUACAUUUCUAAAAGUAUAUCUGCAGGCCAUGUUGAUAGGAAACUAUAUGAAACGUAUAUAUAUAUAUAUGUGUGUAUGUAUACAUACAGAGAUCCACCAAAAAGAUGUGCGGUGCCUGUUGAUCCCUUCCUGUGGAUCAGUGGGUCACUCAGCACUUUUAUCUGUGGACAUGUAGAGCUGAGUAGAUGUAGUAAUAAUCUUUAAAGAGCAUCACCGUAGCGUGGCGUUUCACCGGGCCGUGUUCACCACAGGCAUGGCUCACUAACCCACUUCCACUCCCCGUCAAAACACUGCUCCCACUCUUUCAUUGUCCAACAUUUGGGUAACUUUUUCUUUUUUUUCUUUUCUUUUUGAUCAAUUAAGUUCUGUUUUUUUUUCCAUGAAUAGAUUUUACUCAUUGAUUAAGUCUUCAUAGAGGCUAAGAUGUUUUCGGUAAUUUGUGCAAAGACUUGUGUUCAUGUUUUCUAUGUUGCUGUAAUUUUGUGCUAUUAAAUCAUCAUAGAGUCAACUAAUUACUGAAAUGAAAAGAGAGAGAAUUUUCCUGUAACUGCACUCUUCCUUCCCCCUCCCCCCUCAAUUCCUCAAAACUUCUUGUAUGGCAACCAAAAUUCACUGUAAGAAAUAAAUAUAAUAUUGCA